Molecule: messenger RNA, 1076 nt
Organism: Acaulospora colombiana
Lineage: Eukaryota; Fungi; Glomeromycota; Glomeromycetes; Diversisporales; Acaulosporaceae
Source: the annotation of a GenBank genome assembly
CUGAAACUAAGCCAAAUGAGCAUCGUGCAGCCCUGACACCUUCCACGUGUCAAACUUUGCUUCAGCAUGGUUUCCAAAUCACUGUUGAAAGAUCUACGGAACGAAUAUUUAGUGAUGACGAAUACGAAAAAGUCGAGUGUGCUCUAGUUCCGAUGGGAACUUGGAGAACGGCACCACUUGAUGCAUAUAUUAUCGGUCUCAAGGAACUUCCAGAGAACGAUGAUUCUCCUUUGUCACAUUCGCACAUCUUCUUUGCGCACUGUUAUAAAAAUCAAGAGGGUUGGAAGGAAGUAAUUAGGAGAUUCAUCAAAGGCAAUGGAUUGAUCCUUGACAUGGAAUUUUUGACCGAUGACAAAAAUCGUCGAGUGGCUGCAUUUGGUUAUCAUGCUGGUUUCUCGGGUACGGCUUUGGGACUCGAUGUAUGGGCCCAACAACAACUCCUCCCGGAGGAAAAAUACCCAUCGGUUUCGCCAUAUCCGGAUGAAAGUAAACUGGUCAAUCAUAUAAAGGAGAGGUUGGAGAAUGCAACUAAACUAAAAGGAAGGCCUCCGCGCGUCAUGGUCAUGGGUGCUUUGGGUAGAUGUGGUAAAGGUGCAGUUGAUUUUGCGCGUAAAGCCGGAAUCUCCGAAGAGAACAUCGUCAAAUGGGAUAUGGAAGAGACAAAGCAAGGCGGACCAUUUCUUAAAAUCCUAGAAUCCGAUGUCUUUGUAAACUGCAUUUAUCUCAGCCAGAAAAUACCGCCGUUUAUCACAAAAGAAUUGUUGGAUAAUCAACGGCAACUUUCGGUUAUUGUGGAUGUGAGUUGCGAUACCACCAAUCCCAAUAAUCCUCUUCCCAUUUAUACCGUUAAUACUACCUUCGAUGACCCUACUAUUUAUGUGGAAACAAAAAAUCCUCAUCCUCUCGAAGUCAUUUCCAUCGAUCAUCUACCAACAUUGUUACCAAGGGAAAGCAGUGAACAAUUUUCUCGAGAUUUACUGCCUAGCUUAAUUCAAUUGUCCGAGCGCGAUACCGCAAGAGUGUGGGUUGACGCCGAAAAAUUAUUUAGAGAAAAAGCUUCAUUAAUUGAUUCUUAG